AUGGGUGGCACCUGCCAGCCCCCUGGGCGUUUCUGGGGUCCCGACAGCCCCCCGCUCUGCGCAGCUGCACACACGGGGUUGGCCCGGCAGCUCCAGGCCGAGUUCGUGGCCGAGCGGGGGUGGGGCCAGUUCCACCAGCCCCGAAACCUUCUCCUGGCGCUGGUGGGCGAAGUGGGGGAAGUGGCCGAGCUCUUCCAGUGGCGGGCGGAGCCGGAGGCGCGGGCGGGGCUGCCGGGCUGGGCGCCGGGCGAGCGGGCAGCGCUGGAGGAGGAGCUGAGCGACGUGCUGCUUUACCUGGUGUCGCUGGCCCAGCAGUGCCGGGUGGACCUGCCCCGCGCCGCCCUGCGCAAGCUGGAGCGGAACCGGGCCCGGUACCCGGCCGACCGCGCCCACGGCUCGGCCCGCAAGUACACCCACUACCAGGCCGGACCCACGGACGCCCAGCGUCGGGAUGGACCCACGGACGCCUGCUGCCCCCAGGACUGACGGCCGGGCCCGGACGGACGGACUCCACCCCCUACUGGGGGGCAGAUCCCAUCCCCUGGCAGAGAGAUGGGGUGUGUCCCCCCAACCCCACCACUUCAGCACCCCCCAGUUCCAGCUUUGCCCCUGUUCAUUACACCUCAGCUCCGCAAUUUCUACAGCAACCCCCCUGCCCCCAGUUUAUCAACGACCCCCACCCCGUCCCAGGCCAUGCCCCGCCUGUCACCCCAGGCUCCCCCUAAGUUCAGGCCUGAGUUUGUCUCUUUUUCUUGGUGAUUUUAAGUAAUAAAAACCUUCCCUUUGUGGA
Malaclemys terrapin pileata is the source of this 790-nucleotide messenger RNA. RefSeq names its product dCTP pyrophosphatase 1 (gene DCTPP1). Gene Ontology annotation, molecular function: nucleoside triphosphate diphosphatase activity. NCBI's taxonomy places the organism in Eukaryota, Metazoa, Chordata, Testudines, Emydidae. The record is from RefSeq and is a predicted model, not a curated record. Gene Ontology annotation, biological process: nucleoside triphosphate catabolic process.